Messenger RNA from Entelurus aequoreus (snake pipefish), 4562 nucleotides. Its product is annotated as FERM domain-containing protein 5-like. The record is from RefSeq and is a predicted model, not a curated record. Bases 186 to 1889 code for a protein of 567 amino acids. The transcript is spliced from 14 exons. Lineage: Eukaryota; Metazoa; Chordata; Actinopteri; Syngnathiformes; Syngnathidae. Gene Ontology annotation, cellular component: cytoskeleton. Gene Ontology annotation, molecular function: cytoskeletal protein binding.
UGUGGUGACACUUGAACGUGGACUACAGUCACGAUACCGUCCAUCUCUCCUUCACCUCAAGAUGAUCGCUUUUGCCGCGGAGGCUGCGGGCAGGUGUUCGAGCACGGCACGUCGUUAACUUGCAUGCAUGCACCCCACGCCGUCGUCCCCGGUCCGGUUCGCAGACUACUGCCGCCGGCUGGAAGAUGCUGAGCCGACUAAUGAGCAGCAGCAUCCGGAGUCUGGACCGAGAGUGCAACUGCACCGUGAGGCUGCUGGACGACUCCGAGUACACCUGCACCAUCCAGCGGGACGCUAAGGGACAGUAUCUGUUUGACCUCAUCUGCCAUCACCUCAACCUGCUGGAGAAAGACUACUUUGGCAUCAGAUAUGUGGACCCAGACAAGCAGAGACACUGGUUGGAGUUUUCAAAGUCAAUUGCCAAACAAAUGAAAUCUCAGCCUCCUUUCACAAUGUGUUUGCGUGUCAAGUUCUACCCCCCGGACCCUGCCGCCCUUCGAGAGGAGAUCACCAGAUAUCUGGUCUUCCUGCAAGUGAAGAGGGAUCUCUACCACGGUCGCCUCUUGUGCAAGACCUCAGACGCUGCUCUCUUGGCUGCGUAUAUACUGCAAGCUGAAAUCGGUGACUACGACCCCGGAAAACACCCCGAGGGCUACAGCUCCAAGUUCCAGUUCUUCCCAAAACACUCGGAGAAAUUGGAGCGACGCAUAGCGGACAUACACAAGAUGGAGCUGAUAGGUCAAAGUCCUGAAACAUCAGAGCUUAACUUCCUCCAGAAGGCUCAGAUGUUGGAGACGUAUGGAGUGGACCCACAUCCAUGCAAGGACGUGUCUGGUAAUCCAGCUUUUCUAGCAUUCACACCGUUUGGAUUCACCGUACUGCAAGGAAACAGGAGGAUUCAUUUCCUUAAAUGGGAUGAGGUGACCAAGCUGAAGUUUGAGGCAAAGACAUUCCACAUAUAUGCAAGUCAGACAGAGGAACAGAAAAUCAUACUGACCUACUUUGCACCAACCCCUGAGGCCUGUAAGCACCUCUGGAAGUGCGGUGUGGAAAAUCAAGCCUUCUAUAAGUUGGAUAAAUCCAGUCAAGUGCGCACAGUGUCCAGUAGCAAUCUCUUCUUCAAGGGUAGUCGCUUCAGAUACAGUGGAAAGGUUGCAAAAGAGGUCAUGGAGCAAAGUGCCAAAAUUAAAAGGGACCCGCCUGAGAUUCACAGGGCGGGCAUGGUGCCAAGUAGGAGCUGUCCAUCAAUCACACACGGCCCCCGUUUGACGAGUGUACCCAGGACGAGACGGAGAGCCGUGCACAUCUCCAUCAUGGAGGGCCUUGAGUCCCUCCGAGAUAGCGCACACUCCACGCCGGUCCGCUCCGUCUCCCAUGGCGACUCCUUCAUGCCCUCUAGAGGCCAGACGGUAGAUGGCGGCGAGGCCAGCACCUCAGCGGUCAUCUCCGACGAGGCCUACAGCCCCUCAGACAGCGUCAUGCCUACGCCCGUGGCCGAACACGGAAUGGAGAUGCACCUCAACGGCGCCCCCCGCAGCAUUGACGAUGAAGAGUGCGGGGUUUCGUUGGAAGGCCAGGUAGCAGAGUCCAGGGUUGGUAGAAGAGCGCCACGUUUGGCUAGAAGCAGGCCAUCGCCCCCUAGUGACGUGGAGGAGCUGCACAAGUUCAUCCUGAGCGUUCUCCGUUUGUUCCUGGUCACCAUCGGACUGCUCUUCGCCCUGCUGCUGCUCCUCAUCAUGCUGACAGAGUCCGAUCUGGACAUCGCCUUCCUGAGAGACAUCCGCAAGACCCCCGAAUUCCAGCAGUUCCACAUUGAGUAUUUCUGCCCGCUGCGGCGCUGGUUCGCCUGUAAACUCAGAUGGAUGGGGGGGCUCCUCAUCAGCAAGUGAGGCCCCGGAAGAGAAUGACGCUGCUGCAAAAGCGUCCACCAAAACAAAGAUGGCGGCCCAUUUCCCAAAUACGCACAGAUUUUCCAUGUCACAAGUCACGGACUGUCUCUUAUUUGUGCUCAUAUUACGACAGUUAAUUUAAAUAUAUUAUUUUGUACAAUGUCCUGGUAGGAAAAAAAUAACAUUAAAUGAGAAAAAGUUUGUGUUUAAAAAUGUAAAAAUAUUUUAUCUGAAAAAAAGAGAAAAAAAGCAAUAAUAUUUUUAUUGAAUAAUUAAUACAAUUAAUAAUAAUUAAUAUCAAUAAUAAUAUAUAAUUAAAACAAUUUGGACUAUUUAUAAAUUAUUAGUAUGUGUUACCAUUAUUGAUACUAUUAAUAUACUGUGGUCUGUUUGCACAGCUGUUUCUAAUAUUUUGACUGUGUCAUGUAGCUAAAAAAAAACAAAAAGGUAUAAAGAACAGUAGAAACAGUCGAUGCAGUGCAGUUCUACACUACAACCACAAUAAUAAACAUAUUGUUACAGUAAUAAUAGACUGUACAAGUGUAACCAUUAUGUGUACUGUACAUUAUGGAACGUUAUUGUCGAAAGUUUUAGUUAUGGUAUAGAUGCGUUCUAAUUUGUAGCAACAAUAAGGAUGGUAAGUUAUAUGAUCAUGCGGGCGAGAAAGAAAGUGGGAAAUGAGAAUAAAGAUAAAUGGAGAUAGGAUGAGCUAUGAUUAAAGUAUGAUAAAUUUGUACAAUUGUAGGUGUUCAAGGUAUAGGUUAUUUGGUGCCAUAAUAAAAUAAAUAUAACGAUGUUGGAAUGAAUUUAAAAGAUUGGAAAUAAUUAUAAACUGAACAUUUAUACAAACUAUAUAUAGUAUAAUUUAACUGCUAUGCUGUCAAUUUGAAGAAUAAAUACCUGUCAUAACAAGUAUUAAACAAGUAAUAAAUGUGUUAACCCAGUUCGGAUACAUAAAUGUGUCAAUAAUUUCACAUUUAACUGAAUAAUUAGCUAAUUUAAUACAUUUUCAUUUUAUUAAGUCACUUUUAUUAUUUAUUUAAUUAGUUAUCUUUGAGGGAUUAUAAUAAGUAUAAUUAGUCAAUCAAUUAAUUGGAUUCAAUAAAAAUAAAAAUAUCUACAAAUAUCAAAUUGAAUGAUUCAUUUAUUUGAUUUGAUUUAUUUUUAGCAUUAAGUAACCUUUAAUAUAUUCAAACUGUGUUUUUCGUUUUGGCUUUAAAUGAUUAGAGAUUAGUUUUGUUUCGCUGUGCACUUUAGUAAUUUACCAUCCAAAGACAGCAGCAGAAUGAAAGUGGUAGUUUUCAAAAAUCAAACGAGCAGCCAAAUAAUGCUCACGUCUACAAUCAUCGUGUGUGCAGACAAUAGACGGACGUGACCUAAAGUUAGUAUAGUUCUCGUCAACUGGUUUGUGCAAUGCUGUUAAUCACAGACUAUAACUAAUCCUGUCACUGGUGGCUAUAAUGUGACAUCGCUGCAUCGUUUGUAAAGUGCAAAAAUGAGCUGAAGUCCAGCUUUUUCAGUUUUUUUUAAGUGAUAAGUGAAAGUUGUGUUGUGUGUUUCAUGUUGCAAUCCCGCUGACAUAAUUUUCAUUAAUGCGCCAACCAAAGAAACCUGAUUUGUGUUUGUGCUGCUUUAGCCUUAGCCUGCAGUGUCUUUACUGGCGUAACGUUUAAAUCACUGGUUGGACUAUAGACCCCAAUUAGUUACACUCUUUGUGAUUCUUCAUCUUACCAAGACAUUUUGGACAAUUGUAGACUUACAUUGUGGAAGAAGGGAAGACACUUUUUUGUCCCUUUGAGAAAAAACAAAAUGGUUAUAUAGGGUCUAACUUCACUUUUUCACUUACUGUACAGCCAGGUGUCCAAAAUUGUCUUCACUAGUUUAGAUUAAAGUGCUAAAAAGUCAGUGGAAAAUGACAAAUAAGCACUGAAAAUGUGUCAAGCGUUGGCAAUGAAUGAACUCGCUCUUGCUAGCAAUCCCAGAAUGCACUGCGUCAUGUCAGCCAUUUGGAUUUGCUAAUAACUAACAUAUUAGAGUGCUGAUAUAAACACCAAUAAAGCUAAGUUUGUUUUUAAUUGGGGCCUACUUAGUUAGAUAUUGUGGCAAGCUUGGUGAUUUUAGCACUAUUAAAGACAAGUUAAGACGCACAAAAGGUAUUUUAUGGUGUGUUGGUUUUUUUUUUAAGAAGCAAUAAAUACUGCAGACUGUGUACAUUUAUGGAUGUUGCAGUUUGCUGGAAGCUGUCUGAAGCUGAGGAUGCAUGAGUGAAGGAUUUUUUGCUGCGUUGUUAAAGUCUUUCAAAUCUUUUUUUUUUAAUGUUAAUCACAUCUGCUUACGUUGCCUAUCCACUUGCUUGGAUUGCUUGGAAGUGUUCGACUGGCAAUGAACCUUUUGUCUUAUACUUGGGUGGUGGUGCACAAGUAGCAAUUAUCAACCUGGAAUUUUAAAUUUAACAUGUUUCAUUAACACCAUCCUGAGAGGGAAGACCAGAUAUGAUUGAUUUAAAAUAUGAUUUUACCCUGUGUUCCUUCCUUAUAGUCCAUCCAAUCAUGGCUCUGUGCGUGUGAAAGCAUGUCUUCUGCAUUUAUUAUUGCCUCCUAACAUGACAAACAUUCAAAAAUCAACUGAUGACUGACUCAUGUACUCAGUUUAUGAAUAAAUAUAUAUUCUUGA